Penicillium bovifimosum is the source of this 3546-nucleotide messenger RNA. RefSeq lists its product as uncharacterized. Lineage: Eukaryota; Fungi; Ascomycota; Eurotiomycetes; Eurotiales; Aspergillaceae. The coding region runs from base 1 to 3546 and encodes 1181 amino acids. The transcript has 3 exons. The record is from RefSeq and is a predicted model, not a curated record.
AUGGCAACCCAAAUGUCAGCGACUCCGCAGCCAGCAACCAACGGCAAGACCCACGCGCGGGGUUCUCAAGGCACCACAUCGACCGACGCAACUGCGACACCUACGCCUUCCGUGAAUCGCAAGAAGCAGAAGCGCCGAGAGAAACAGGCCGCUCGCCUGGCCGCCGAACAUCAUGACGCUUACGGCUCCGGGCAUGCGGACUUGUUGGCUACAGAUGAACAGCGCUCCGGCGACGAUGACCAUGAAUAUGAACCUUCAGACCGCAUUUCUCCAGUGACUCCCGGUCAUUACGGCUAUGAAUCUCCGCAUCAACACCCCCGCGGGCUGCCCAUGACAAAUGAAGCGGACGAUCACCAUGCCUCAGGCGAGACAUCGAAAAGGAAGAAAAAUAGGAAAUCUCGGUCAAACUCUCACCAUAUUGCUGACCGUAGCUCAACUCCACAUUCGACUCCGUCCGCUACCUUCUCCCAUCACCAAUCCUUGCCCUACAUCAGUCGCUUUACCGGAAAGCCCAUGAAAAAUAGCAGCAUCUGGAACCAGUCAACCCUCGAAGAACGUGAAAACAUCAGGACGUUCUGGUUUGAACUCGGCGAAGAAGAGAGGCGCCAGCUUGUCAAGGUGGAGAAGGAUGCUGUUUUGAAAAAAAUGAAAGAGCAGCAAAAGCACUCGUGCAGCUGUACAGUUUGCGGAAGAAAGCGAACAGCGAUUGAAGAAGAGUUAGAAGUGCUUUACGAUGCAUACUACGAGGAGCUGGAGCAGUAUGCGAACAAUAACCAGGGCGCUUUCGACGAAGGAGCUCCAAUCAUACCUCCUCCUCGACUUUAUCAACCACCUCUCCGAUCCCCAGGACAACAUACUCGGACGCAGGGCCAGUUUCAUCCAUCACGGAGCCGAGUCCAGGAGUUACCUGAUGAUGAUGAGGUAGAAGAAGAGUAUGACGAGGAAGAGGAAGACGAUGACGAAGAAGACGACGAGGAUGAGGAUGAGGAAGAUGAGGAGGAGCUUUACAGCGAUGAGGAUAUGGAGGAUGAUGAAGCUCGGGCAGCUCGGGCGGAUUUCUUCGCAUUUGGGAACAGUCUAACCGUAAAAGAUGGAAUACUUACGGUUGCAGACGAUCUGUUGAAAAAUGAUGGCAAGCACUUCAUCGAUAUGAUGGAGCAAUUAGCAGAGAGAAGAAUGCAAAGAGAGGAAGAUACCCAGUACGGUAUGGCGGCUCACCAGUCUUACCAUGGCCAUAACCAUGGUCCUCUAGAUGAUGAGGACUAUGAUGACGAGGAAGACGAUGAGGAUUACGAUAGUCAGGAGGAGGAAGAGUUCGACGAAGACGAAAUGGACGCCAUGACCGAGGAACAACGCAUGCAGGAAGGGCGACGGAUGUUCCAGAUUUUCGCCGCCCGAAUGUUUGAGCAACGAGUCAUGACGGCAUAUCGAGAAAAGGUCGCCGAACAGCGUCAGAAACAGCUCAUCGACGAGCUCCUCCAAGAGGAGACAUUAAACGAGCAGCGCAAUGCUAAAAAGGCCCGCGAAGCGCAAAAGAAGAAGGAUAGGAAGCGUUUGCAAAAGCUACAGAAGGAAGAGGAGAGAGCCCGCCGGGAGGCCUUGAAGGCGGCUGAAGAGGCGGAUCUCAAAGCCGCGCAAGAGCAAAAAGCCCGGGAACAGCGACAGAAGCGUGAAGAGCAGCGGAAGAAACGAGAGGCCGAAAGGAAGGCACAAGAGGAAGAGCGUGCUCGCAAGGAAGCUGAGAAGCAACGCCGACUGAAGGAAGAACGUGAACGGCAGGCCGAAGCUGAACGCAAACAGCGGGAACAAAAAGAGGAGAAGAAGAGGCGGGAGGAAGCCAGACGCAAGGAGAAGGAAGAGCAGGAAAAGAAAGCCAAGGAGGAGCGUGAGCGCAAAAUGCGUGAAGAGCAAGCCAAAAAAGAGCGAGACGCCGCGCGAGAACAGGAAAUCCGAGAUCGUAGUGGGAAGCGCGAACAAGUCAGAACCUCACCGCCGCACACUCUGCCAGGCGUCAUCCCCUACAAUGUCCAGUCUCAACCUCCUGGUUUAAUGCAGUCUCCGCAUCAUCAUAUGGCGAUACCUGUUCUUCCGAAAGCCUCAACCCCGGGAAGACCACGCCAGCAGUCUCAUCAUGGCUCUUCUGCCUCCUCUCCUCACUCUCAACCUAGCAGCGCCGACCCCUCCCACCACCCUUCCAUUUCUCCCCGUUCCAUGGGACACUCGCAGUCAGGCCCGAACUAUGCUACCAGGCAGGCUUACCAACAGCCUCCGCUGCAUCACCCUCAACCUUCCGCUCCUCUGUCACCGUUAGGCCGUCCCACGGCAUUCUCGGGUUUCACGGGUCUGCCGUUCAACCCUCCUGGCAUUUCAGGAAUGGCUCCGCGAUCGACUCUUCCUCCAGAAUCGUUCUAUUCGUCAAAUGCCGGGAUGAUCAACCCUAUGCGACCUUUCAAUGGAACUGGUGGAAUCCCUGCACCGCCUGGGAUGAACGGUGUACGCCCCAUCCCACCAGCCCGUGCGUUUCCAGUUGAUCCUGGACAUGGUAACCCCUUCGCCGGCAACCAUGGAGUUACCGGCGCAAUUCCAUUGCAGCAGACUGGCCUGUCGAAGCCCCACUCCAGACAACCCUCGACCUCCUUUGACCGCUCGCCGUUGGAUACUGGCACCCAGCCAUUCCCUAUCACCCGCCCAAGCCCUAUCAAGCGCCCAUCCAGCUCAGCCCAAAAUCGGCAGAACAAUGACAACGUAUCAGUGCAGCGAGAAGUGGAUGGCCUGAGUGCUCAUCUUGGGAGCAGUGCGCUUCUUGAUGACACCGAUGCUGCAUACCCCUCAAACCUGUCUCAGUCAUUGCCUGGUGCCCCCGCCCCUGGGCUGUUCCCGGGGCCGACAAGAGCGAGCUUCCAAGGCCCAUCCUUGUUCACGGAUUCUCUCGGGUCCCCGCAGACUAACUUCGCGAUGGGUUCCCCAAUGGGCAACCAUCACACAUGGGGUUCACCAUUCGGAGGCUCUGCCUUCCCUGGGACCCCUUCUGGAUGGGGACCCGCCUCUGCAGGCACUGGAUGGCCUCACAACAACGCCUUCGCAGCACCGAGUGGUCAUCACCGCCCGCACACCUCGCGACCCGUCACCAUCCGCCUGUUGGCCAUCCAAGCAUGCAAACAGCUGGAUUCGAUGACCAGUCCGCCGAAAGGUUCUGAGAGUUUCCACGAUGUGAACCUCGUCCUCAGCCAGGUGGAGCAGCUGCGCAGCCCAAGCCAGCCACCGAUCUCAUUGGAUGAACUGCUCGAUAUCUGCGACACAGAAGGCAGUCCCCAGAACGGCGGCGGAUCUUUCUCGAUCAAGGAUACCCCGAAUGAAAAAUCCGUUCUCUUCGAGCCUGAUCCAAACAGCGCCGUCCCUGGUCACCGCGGUAGCAUCGUACCUGGCGACAUCGGCAGCCCAGUCCCAAGCAACAGCCACCCAGCCCCUUUCAGUGCCUUCGGCGGACCAUCCGUGCUGCGGCAGUACUCCUCCCCUCAGGCGGGACUUUUCGGCGGGAGCUCUUGA